Molecule: messenger RNA, 1574 nt
Organism: Cucurbita moschata (crookneck pumpkin)
Lineage: Eukaryota; Viridiplantae; Streptophyta; Magnoliopsida; Cucurbitales; Cucurbitaceae
Product: serine/threonine-protein phosphatase PP1-like
Exons: 4
Coding region: 264-1241 (325 amino acids)
Cellular component (GO): cytoplasm; nucleus
Molecular function (GO): protein serine/threonine phosphatase activity
Source: RefSeq, a predicted model, not a curated record
GGACACACCUUACUAUUGCUCGCGGACCUUUUUUUUUUUCUCUGUUUCUCAAAAGUCAGCUCUCUUCUAAGUUCGUCUUGCCGAUCCUUGACGCCCCCAUAGCGGACGGCGGCGGCGGCGGCGGUGCCUGACCAUGCUAUUACCCCCCACCUCCUCCUCCUCUUCCUUCCGCUUCUCUUUCCCCUUUCGCUAUUUCAACAACAACCACUAGACUCUCUUGUUCCUGCGGUUCGUUUCUUUUCACUCUUAAGUCACAUCCCCUAAUGGACCCUUCACUUCUUGACGAUAUUAUCAACCGUCUUCUCGAGGUCCGUGGCCGCGUCGGCAAGCAGGUUCAGUUGUCCGAGUCCGAGAUCCGACUACUCUGUCAAGUUUCUAGAGAGAUUUUCCUACAGCAGCCUAAUUUGUUGGAGCUUGAAGCGCCUAUCAAGAUUUGUGGUGACAUACAUGGGCAAUAUUCUGAUCUAUUAAGGCUUUUUGAAUAUGGUGGGUUGCCGCCUCAUGCUAACUACCUGUUUUUGGGGGAUUAUGUUGAUCGAGGCAAGCAAAGUAUUGAAACAAUAUGUCUUCUUCUGGCUUAUAAAAUAAAAUACCCAGAGAAUUUUUUCAUAUUGAGAGGGAACCAUGAAUGUGCUUCUAUAAACCGAAUAUACGGCUUUUAUGAUGAGUGUAAAAGAAGAUUUAAUGUUAGGAUAUGGAAGACAUUUACAGAUUGCUUUAACUGCCUGCCCGUGGCAGCUCUUAUUGAUGAAAAAAUUCUCUGCAUGCAUGGAGGUUUGUCUCCUGACCUGACUCAUUUGGAUAGAAUUAGAAAUAUGUCAAGACCAACCGAUGUACCGGACACGGGUUUGCUCUGUGAUCUUCUAUGGUCUGAUCCUAGUAAAGAUGUUCAAGGUUGGGGAAUGAACGACAGGGGUGUUUCGUUUACUUUUGGUGCUGACAAGGUGACGGAGUUUCUUCAGAAGCAUGAUUUGGAUCUCAUUUGUCGUGCACAUCAGGUUGUGGAGGAUGGAUAUGAGUUCUUCGCAAAUCGUCAACUUGUAACUAUUUUUUCAGCACCUAAUUACUGUGGGGAGUUCGAUAAUGCUGGUGCUAUGAUGAGUGUGGAUGAGACGCUUAUGUGUUCAUUUCAAAUACUAAAGCCCGCAGAUAAGAAGCCUAAGGUGACUUUUGGAAGCACUACUACCACAAAACCUGGAAACCCUCCAGCAGGGGUUAAGGCCUUCCUUGGUUCAAAAUGAUGAUUUGGUGAGGCACUUAAAAAGGAGGGCUUUUGCGGCCAGUUGAGUCUACAAAACUUGGAAGUUUUAACUUCUGGAGGAAACUAUAGGAGGAUUGAUCACUUGAUUCUAAACUUGAAUGUUGAAAAUUGUAUAAAAGAAAUUCAAAAUGAUUACAAAUACUGUUUUCCUCGAUGCAAAAUUUCAGUUAUCGAAGAUGGUAGGCUGCAAAAGCCUGCCUUUCUUCCCUUGUACACUAGUUGGCAGCGCCAUCGGUACACUAUCAGUGCUACAAAUUUUUACUGCAUGUGUUGUUGCCUAUUUAGAUAUGUUUCUCAUAUUUCUUUCUUGAUA